Molecule: messenger RNA, 2432 nt
Organism: Linepithema humile (Argentine ant)
Lineage: Eukaryota; Metazoa; Arthropoda; Insecta; Hymenoptera; Formicidae
Gene: Ent3
Product: equilibrative nucleoside transporter 3
Biological process (GO): nucleoside transmembrane transport
Cellular component (GO): plasma membrane
Molecular function (GO): monoamine transmembrane transporter activity; nucleoside transmembrane transporter activity
Source: RefSeq, a predicted model, not a curated record
GGCGAUGGAAGCGCUACAGAUCUUCAUUACAGCAUAAAAACACCACUAGCAGUCCAUACUUAUAUAGUCAAAUAUAAACAAUUAUUAGAUUGACAAUAUUAGAUUGAGAAGAGAAAUAUGAAGAGAAACGUGCAUUUGUACAAACUCGUACAAGUGUCUUUCUUCGUCAAUGCGAUGACGCGAAAAUGCAACUGAAUAGCAAGCGACAGCGGGCAUCGGGCACCGGACAGCCGGAACUCGACGCGCGCAGAAAUCAAUUCCGUAAUUGUUAAAGCAUGCGCGCAAACGAUGGUAGGACUCAAUGUAGACUCAGUACGAGGAAAUAAAUAACGUAGUGAUCAGGUGUGCGCGAUUAAAUAACUCUAGCACGGGAGAAGCGAGGACUCGCUUGGUGCACGCGAGAAGAUUAUCGAACGCAUUCUUAUUCGCAUACCAUGGAUUCGUAGGAAGACCAAGCAUCGAUCUUUCUUUAAACUCUUCAUAAAUUUCUCCUCUUCUCCGGCAAUAUGGAUGAAAACUUGAGUCGGGGAUAUGUCCAGCUAGGCAAGGCCAGAGGCAUGAACGAAUUCAAAUUCUCAAAUGGAUUUACACAUCUCUCACCGCCUGUUGACAAAUGCAACUUUAUUUAUAUGGCCCUGAUUCUCGGUGGCAUUGGUUUCCUUCUGCCUUACAACAGCUUCAUUAUAGCAGUGGAUUACUUUCAAGCGAGGUAUCCAGGAACUACUGUGAUAUUUGAUAUGUCUGUCGUAUACAUUGUUAUGGCUUUUUUUGCAGUCUUUGCAAACAAUAUCCUAGUCGAAACUUUAUCGCUGAAUACGCGAAUUACAUUCGGAUAUCUGGUAUCUUUUUUCACUCUGAACUUGGUGGUGAUUUGCGAGAUUUGGUGGGAAUUAUUCGGCAUUGCAACUUCUUAUAAUAUUAAUUUACUUGCUGUCGCGAUAGUAUCACUUGGAUGUACAGUUCAGCAAUCGAGUUUUUAUGGAUAUACAUCAAUGCUUCCUAGUCGAUAUACCCAAGCUGUGAUGACUGGAGAAAGUUUUGCCGGCUUUUGGGUGUCAAUCAAUCGAAUAAUCACAAAAUCGUUGCUCAACGAUGAGCGUGGUAAUACAUCCAUGUUCUUCAUUUUGUCGAAUAUGACAAUCCUAUUAUGUUUCGUGCUAAAUAUAGUAGUGCAGAAGACCGAUUUUGUGCAAUUUUACAUAACGCUAUGUCAAGAGAGAAAUCGGAUCACAUUAGAACCAACGGAAGAUGUUGGUUUGAUGGAUCCAUUAGAUCAAGUCAGCGAUCCUUCGAGAGGACAAUAUGGAGUGUUGAAAAUUCAAACGAGUCCGUUGGGAACAGAAUCCGCGAGUGCAAGCGCUGAUUUGAAUACGUCUGGACAGUAUUCAGCAUUCUCAUUCAGCAAUCCGGUGUACGAGCCUAGUGCUCCUUCAAGCAAUCCGCCUGGUAGCGCUGGUCCAACAUACAAAGUGGAAGAUGUCGUAAUUAUGAGAGGAGCUUAUGGAACACAAAGUACAAGCACACCAUGCUCUGGAAUAAAAAGAGGCUUGCUUGCAAGACUUGAAGUGGCUAAAUUGAUCUUUCCGUACAUGGCUAGCAUUGGGGUUGCUUACUUCGUAACACUCUGCCUGUAUCCAGGAAUUGUAUCAGAAAUAAUAUCAUGCAAGUUUGAAUCAUGGAUGCCGGUAAUUUUAAUGACUGCUUUCAACGCUUCUGAUUUACUCGGCAAGGUAUUUGCUUUGAUACCUUGUGAAUGGACACGCACUCAGCUGCUUUAUUUCUCCAGUGCGCGAGUCAUACUUAUUCCUUUAUUUUUACUUUGCGCAAUUCCACGUGGUGCUCCCAUCCUCUCUGGAGAGGGAUAUCCGCUUGUAUUCUCUUGGCUACUUGGCCUUACAAAUGGUAUAGUUGGUUCCAUACCUAUGAUUCAAGCACCUAGCAAAGUGCCGGAAGAGCAUCGGGAACUCGCAGGUAACAUUAUGACCUUGUCAUAUAUUACCGGUUUGACCAUUGGAUCUCUAUUGGCAUAUAUGAUGGAUGCUUGUCUUGGACCUCCUGUGCAAGUUAAGGAUGUAUGUUUGAAAUUGGGAAAGAUUCAAACUUCGACGAUUGGGCUUAAUAACGUGACGGCGAGCGUUCUGAUGACCGCGAUAUCUUCCACUUUGCCUACUAUCGAAAGAACAACAGCGGUACCCAAGUUAAAAACCACGGUCAAUACAGUGAGCACAAUUCUUAUGUCGACGUUAUUAUCUAACACCACUGCAAGCUUAUUGAACGAUGGAGGAUCGCUAGAUACAUCAACGACGGUUUUCUCUAAGAUCUUGACUAAUACUUCUACCUCGGUUAGUAACACGAUCCUGCAACACUAGAACGUAUAUGCUUGUAUACUGUGUUAAAUCUGGUGCUUUCACCUAAGUAUGUGAGAGAGGGAG